AGGUCUGUCGACAGGCCGGGCCCAGGGUUGACAUCGGCCUCUGAUCCUGAACUACUUGCACCUGGCCUUUUAAAAACACUUGAUUUUGCCUCGCCUGGGCCUGGUCCAUUGACUGGUUUUCACAUGUGCAUAUGAAUGGCAGUUGUGCAGAAAAGUGUCUCUGCAACAGAGCUUAUUCUUGUGGCUUCUGCAUUGUUAGGGUGUGUUUGGAUGCAGCAUCUAAUAGAAUUGUGAUUACUAACUUUAUGAAAUGGAAAGACGUGAAAUUGUUUCUCUAGCAUUCAUAUUGAGGGUCUGGGCUCCAAAUUACAGUUUUGUUAGUUUUAUGGUUAGACUAGAAAGAAAUGUAACUGCACUGCAGUUUGAGGGAUGCUUAUUGAGUUUGUUUUUCCCUGUUGAAACAUAGGAUCCAGCUUGUGUCAGCAGCCACUAGGGCUCCCAUCAUGAGAUAGUCCAAUGAUGUGAGCCGUCCAUAUUACCAUCAUGACCAUCUAUAAGUUAUUAUCCCAUAAUCAUUCUUCAUUGAUGACCCUAAAAUUUGGUUUCUAGAGUUGAAUGUGAGCCAUUGAAAAUUUUCUUUUCACUGUUGUUCUAAAUUCAUCUACAGAUAGUGAUGCUCACGGUCAUCUGUUUAGCCUAAGUUUCUUUGCGGGGCCCAUUAUAGCAUAGAAUCGAAAAAUGAAAAUGGUUCCGAUUGUCAAACCACUGAGCAUGUGGGCCCCAGUUAUCAAUGGCGUGAUGGACAUGGAACCUGACGAUAGCUUGGGUGAGCCUGGUGAUGCAGCGGCCGACAUUGAUAAUGACGGAGCAAUUGUUGACAUGGGUGAUCCAGCCAUUGAGAUUGCUUCCCCUAUGGAUGAUUGUUUACAAAGGUCAACUAAAGCCAGAUCAGCUAAAUGGCUAGUAUUAUGCAGAUCUUGGCCACGAAAGGUUUACAAGCUACAUGGCCCUGUUCCUGUAUCAGCUGAUGGAUGGGAUGCAGCUGCUGCUCCUGCACCAAUUGCUGCCCCUGGGCUGGGUGUUGCUCCUCAACCUGCAGCCUCAGCCUACUGUGACUCAUGCUAGAACAUUCAAUCCACCGUCUCCUUUGACAAACAAAUGGGAUUCAUAAUCAAGCUGCCACGAGUAGUAAAAGCUUGUCUUCCUGUGGAAAAAGAAGAAGAAGGAAACAAGAUCUCUGCAAACCUUUGAUUGGGAGACGAUCAUGGUUCAAACACUAGAAGCCAUCAAGGGUGGUGGAGGCUCAGUUCGCGUCGGGGCCACAGGAACAAUUGGCUCCUUGAUGACCAGGGAAAUGGAAUCCAUGAUGAAACAAAUGUUGCAAACAUCAACUUCCUCAAGAAGGAGACCUCCAACAGUCCCAGUCUCUGUCCCGUGGUGCAAUUCCCAAAAAAACACAGCAAUGAUA
Magnolia sinica is the source of this 1408-nucleotide messenger RNA. RefSeq lists its product as uncharacterized. The transcript has 5 exons. NCBI's taxonomy places the organism in Eukaryota, Viridiplantae, Streptophyta, Magnoliopsida, Magnoliales, Magnoliaceae. The record is from RefSeq and is a predicted model, not a curated record. Bases 679 to 1065 code for a protein of 128 amino acids.